AGACGCCGACAAACUCCCUCUCCCGUUGUCGGCUUCUCAGGGAAAAGGGGCGGUUGGUACGGCCACCAUUGUUCGGGCUUUAGGGCGCCAUGAGGGGUGACAGAGGCCGUGGUCGUGGUGGGCGCUUUGGUUCCAGAGGAGGCCCAGGAGGAGGGUUCAGGCCUUUUGUGCCACAUAUCCCAUUUGAUUUCUAUUUGUGUGAAAUGGCCUUCCCCCGGGUUAAGCCAGCACCCGAUGAAACCUCCUUCAGUGAGGCCUUGCUGAAGAGGAAUCAAGACCUUGCUCCCAAUUCUGCUGAACAGGCCUCUAUCCUUUCUCUGGUGACAAAAAUAAACAAUGUGAUUGACAAUUUGAUUGUGGCUCCAGGAACAUUUGAAGUGCAAAUUGAAGAAGUCCGACAGGUAGGAUCAUAUAAAAAGGGAACCAUGACUACAGGACACAAUGUGGCCGACCUGGUGGUAAUCCUAAAGAUUCUGCCAACAUUGGAAGCUGUUGCUGCCCUGGGGAACAAAGUUGUGGAAAGCCUAAGAGCACAGGAUCCUUCUGAAGUUUUGACCAUGCUGACCAAUGAAACUGGCUUUGAGAUCAGUUCUUCUGAUGCUACAGUGAAGAUUCUUAUUACAACAGUGCCACCCAAUCUCCGGAAACUGGACCCAGAACUCCAUUUGGAUAUCAAAGUGCUGCAGAGUGCCUUAGCAGCCAUCCGGCAUGCUCGCUGGUUUGAGGAAAAUGCUUCCCAGUCCACAGUUAAAGUUCUCAUCAGACUGCUGAAGGACUUGAGGAUUCGUUUUCCUGGCUUUGAACCCCUCACGCCCUGGAUCCUCGAUUUACUUGGGCACUAUGCUGUGAUGAACAAUCCCACCAGACAGCCUCUGGCCCUCAAUGUGGCAUACAGGCGUUGCCUACAGAUUCUUGCUGCAGGACUGUUUCUGCCAGGGUCAGUGGGUAUCACUGACCCCUGUGAGAGUGGUAACUUCAGAGUACACACAGUCAUGACUUUGGAACAGCAGGACAUGGUCUGUUACACAGCUCAGACUCUCGUCCGAAUCCUCUCACAUGGAGGCUUCAGAAAGAUCCUUGGCCAGGAGGGUGAUGCUAGCUAUCUUGCUUCUGAAAUAUCUACCUGGGAUGGAGUGAUAGUGACACCUUCAGAAAAGGCUUAUGAGAAGCCUCCUGAGAAGAAGGAAGGAGAUGAAGAGGAGGAGAAUACAGAAGAACCACCUCAAGGAGAGGAAGAAGAAAGUAUGGAGACUCAGGAGUGACCCUCCCUUCUCUUCACUCCCUUUCCUACCCAAGGGAAAGACUGGAGCCUAAGCUAACUGCUACUGGGCUUUAUUAUAUGGUGGCAUUUCUGUGGGAAAGGGGAGAGAGUAGGAAGAAAAACUCUAGAAGGAGGUUUCAUUCCACUGGGUUCUGAUAUUGGCUUUGUAGCCAGAAGUCUCCCGUUUAUUACCUUUGCCCUCCAUCUAUAGUGAAGCAGGAUAACAGUUUUUCUUCCUAAUACUCUAGAAUCCCCAACUCCUGGAAACUCUCAACCAGUACUUUGUUGAAAUGUUGUGAACUGUUAGUGUCUGGAAUUUUUUUUUUUUUUUUUUUUCUUA
Choloepus didactylus (southern two-toed sloth) is the source of this 1601-nucleotide messenger RNA. RefSeq names its product interleukin enhancer binding factor 2 (gene ILF2). Bases 90 to 1262 code for a protein of 390 amino acids. The transcript has 14 exons. The record is from RefSeq and is a predicted model, not a curated record. Lineage: Eukaryota; Metazoa; Chordata; Mammalia; Pilosa; Megalonychidae.